AUGAUGGUGCACUGUGCCGGCUGCGAGCGGCCCAUCCUCGACCGCUUUCUGCUGAACGUGCUGGACCGCGCGUGGCACAUCAAAUGCGUUCAGUGCUGCGAGUGUAAGACCAACCUCUCGGAGAAGUGCUUCUCGCGCGAGGGCAAGCUCUACUGCAAAAAUGACUUCUUCAGGCGCUUCGGCACGAAGUGUGCGGGCUGUGCGCAAGGCAUCUCGCCCAGCGACCUGGUGCGCAAGGCCCGCAGUAAAGUCUUCCACCUCAACUGUUUCACCUGCAUGGUGUGCAACAAGCAGCUGUCCACGGGCGAGGAGCUCUACGUCAUCGAUGAGAACAAGUUCGUGUGCAAGGACGACUACCUGAGCUCCUCCAGCCUCAAGGAGGGCAGCCUCAACUCAGUGUCAUCCUGUACGGACCGCAGUUUAUCCCCGGACCUCCAGGACCCACUCCAGGACGAUCCCAAGGAGACGGACAACUCGACGUCGUCGGACAAGGAGACAGCCAACAACGAGAACGAGGAGCAGAACUCGGGCACGAAGCGGCGCGGCCCGCGCACCACCAUCAAAGCCAAGCAGCUGGAGACGCUCAAGGCCGCCUUUGCCGCCACGCCCAAGCCCACGCGCCACAUCCGCGAACAGUUGGCACAGGAGACCGGCCUCAACAUGCGCGUCAUCCAGGUGUGGUUCCAGAACCGAAGGUCCAAAGAACGCAGGAUGAAACAGCUGAGCGCACUGGGCGCCCGGAGACACGCCUUCUUCCGGAGUCCGCGGCGCAUGCGUCCGCUGGGCGGCCGCUUGGACGAGUCCGAGAUGUUGGGGUCCACUCCGUACACCUACUACGGAGACUACCAAGGCGACUACUACGCGCCCGGAGGCAACUAUGACUUCUUCGCGCACGGCCCGCCGUCGCAGGCGCAGUCCCCGGCCGACUCAAGCUUCCUGGCCGCGUCGGGGCCCGGCUCGACGCCGCUGGGCGCGCUAGAGCCGCCGCUGGCCGGCCCGCACGCCGCCGACAACCCCAGGUUCACCGACAUGAUCUCGCACCCGGACACGCCGAGCCCCGAGCCGGGCCUGCCGGGCGCGCUGCACCCCCUGCCCGGCGAGGUGUUCAGCGGCGGGCCCAGCCCGCCCUUCCCCAUGAGCGGCGCCAGCGGCUACAGCGGACCCCUGUCGCACCCCAACCCCGAGCUCAACGAGGCGGCCGUGUGGUAA
Messenger RNA from Callorhinus ursinus (northern fur seal), 1209 nucleotides. RefSeq names its product LIM homeobox 5 (gene LHX5). Gene Ontology annotation, cellular component: nucleus. The record is from RefSeq and is a predicted model, not a curated record. Gene Ontology annotation, biological process: neuron differentiation; regulation of transcription by RNA polymerase II. Lineage: Eukaryota; Metazoa; Chordata; Mammalia; Carnivora; Otariidae. Gene Ontology annotation, molecular function: RNA polymerase II transcription regulatory region sequence-specific DNA binding; DNA-binding transcription factor activity, RNA polymerase II-specific; zinc ion binding.